GCAUUUAAAAAAUACCCAGGAGACCUCUCUAAAGCCAAGCAAUGUUAAAGAUUAGCUGUUAUUCAUCAAGUUCAUACGGGAAUGAAAGAAUCGCUCGCAUCUGGCAAAGAAACCCGGGUAUCCGAGGUUUUGCGCUUCAGAGAGGGUACAGGUCCAUAAAUCAGCCCAUUCUGCAGCCACCUGGGAACAGAGCGGGUGGGGCGGAGCUUCCGUUGAUUGAGGGGCGAAGGAGAGGAGCUAGAGAGUUCUCACCAAUCAGAGUUCUGCUUUGUUUUCUCUUACCGGCCAAUGAGGGAGCUCUGCUGGCGAGGCUGUCUUCAAGUCCGAGCCACCCACCUCCAUCGCAGCCUAUCAGCAGACCGCUUUUACGAAGCAUCCGCGGAGCUCCCGCCCCGCGGGCGGAGCGGCCCUGCCCCUUCCCGCCCCUCCGGCCGUGGCCCCACCCUGCCGAGGGAGGGGGCCAAGUCGGUUACUCACUGGGCUGGAGGUGGGGGCCGGGCUCCCGCUGGGCUCGUGCGUUCUGCGCCCGUCGAGGCGGUGCCGAGCCCGCUGGCUCCUGAUUGUCCUUUGCGGCGGCUGCGGUCGCUGCCUCUUUGCCUCCCGACCCAGGGCUGCAGGGGCCGGAGCGAUCGCGCCUCCCGCGGGCCACGGCUGCCCAGAGCAGAAACAGCCUGCUGGGUAUAUAAAUCUUGGUCGACAGCGUGGCUGCAGGCCACUGACUGGAGUUCUCUGUGGCUUUCUAAGUGGAGAGUGGUGUGGCUGUCCCAGCCUGUGGCGGCUUGCAUCAUGCCAGCUUUGUCAACAGGAUCUGGGAGCGACACAGGUCUGUAUGAGCUGUUGACUGCUUUGCCAGCCCAGCUGCAGCCACAUGUGGAUAGCCAGGAAGACCUAACCUUCCUCUGGGAUAUGUUUGGUGAAAAAAGCCUGCAUUCACUGGUAAAGAUUCAUGAAAAACUCCACUACUAUGAGAAGCAGAACCCCGUGCCCAUCCUCCACGGCGCAGCGGUCUUGGCCGAUGAUUUGGCUGAAGAGCUUCAGAACAAGCCAUUAAACAGUGAGACCAGAGAGCUGUUGAAACUACUGUCAAAACCCAAUGUGAAGGCUUUGCUCUCUGUACAUGAUACUGUGGCUCAGAAGAAUUACGAUCCUGUAUUACCGCCAAUGCCUGAUGAUAUUGACGAUGAAGAAGACUCCGUAAAAAUCAUUCGUCUGGUCAAAAAUAGAGAACCACUGGGAGCUACCAUUAAGAAAGAUGAGCAGACUGGAGCCAUCAUUGUGGCUAGAAUCAUGAGGGGAGGAGCUGCGGAUAGAAGUGGUCUUAUUCAUGUUGGUGAUGAACUUAGGGAAGUGAAUGGGAUUCCAGUAGAGGAUAAAAGGCCUGAGGAAAUAAUUCAGAUUUUGGCUCAGUCUCAGGGAGCAAUUACAUUUAAGAUUAUACCCAGCAUCAAAGAGGAGACACCAUCUAAAGAAGGCAAGAUGUUUAUCAAAGCCCUCUUUGACUAUGACCCUAAUGAGGAUAAAGCAAUUCCAUGUAAGGAAGCUGGGCUUUCUUUCAAAAAGGGAGAUAUUCUUCAGAUUAUGAGCCAAGAUGAUGCAACAUGGUGGCAAGCAAAGCACGCAGGUGAUGCCAAUCCCAGGGCAGGCUUGAUUCCCUCAAAGCAUUUCCAGGAAAGGAGAUUGGCUCUGAGACGACCAGAAAUAUUAGUUCAGCCCUUGAAAGUUUCCAACAGGAAAUCAUCUGGGUUUAGGAGAAGUUUCCGUCUUAGUAGAAAAGAUAAGAAAACAAAUAAGUCCAUGUAUGAAUGCAAGAAGAGUGACCAGUACGACACAGCUGAUGUACCCACAUAUGAGGAAGUGACACCGUAUCGGCGGCAAAUGAACGAAAAAUACAGACUUGUCGUUCUGGUUGGUCCUGUAGGAGUAGGUCUGAAUGAACUGAAACGAAAGCUGCUCAUCAGCGACACCCAACACUACGGUGUGAUAGUGCCCCACACGACCAGAGCAAGAAGAAGCCAGGAGAGCGAUGGUGUGGAAUAUAUUUUCAUUUCCAAGCAUUUGUUCGAGACAGAUGUACAAAAUAACAAGUUUAUUGAAUACGGUGAAUAUAAAAACAACUACUACGGGACGAGUAUAGACUCCGUGCGGUCUGUCCUAGCUAAAAACAAAGUUUGUUUGUUGGAUGUUCAGCCUCAUACAGUGAAGCAUUUAAGGACCCUAGAAUUUAAGCCCUAUGUGAUAUUUAUAAAGCCUCCAUCAAUAGAGCGUUUGAGGGAGACAAGAAAAAAUGCAAAGAUUAUUUCAAGCAGAGAUGACCAAGGUGCUGCAAAGCCUUUUACAGAAGAAGACUUUCAGGAAAUGAUUAAAUCUGCACAGAUAAUGGAAAAUCAGUAUGGUCAUCUUUUUGACAAAAUUAUAGUAAAUGAUGACCUUACCGUGGCAUUCAAUGAGCUAAAAACAACUUUUGACAAAUUAGAGACAGAAGCCCACUGGGUUCCAGUGAGCUGGUUACAUUCAUAACUAAGGGAAAUUCCCACAAUCAUCUUUUUUGUAGAGUGCAUGAUGAAAUCAGUUACCGUUCUGGUGGUAGGGCUUUUUAAUCUAUAUCACUGUUGUAGAUGUGCAGUCUUGCUUAAAACUGAAUGUUGGUUUUGUUUGUAUCUUUAUCCAGCCUUACUUCAAACACAAUAUUUGAGUAGAAGAUCCAAAAUCAAAAUUUGCACAGUACUGUAUUUUGAGCAGAGCUUUGAACUUUUUGGUUGUCUUUAAUAUACAGCUGUAUCUCCAAGAUGAGGUUGGACUUUUUAGAGAGAAACAGCUAGGGAAUUGAUACUGGAGUUCAGUGCUUCAGCAGGUCUCAGACGUGGUCCCUCCAUCAAGUUUGUACGUUAACAGUUGAAGGUACUAACUUAGCAGCCUUGAGCAGCUCCAGGCAAACAGGACAGCUUUGCUGUUCUUUGGAUGGGUCACUAUAGGUUCACCUAGGCUGACAAUAAGGCGUCCUCUUGCUAUUCUAAAAGCGCAACCUUUUUCUUACAUAUAUACAAUAUAGUCAGAGUGUAUUUAAAAAUCUUUCUUAAAGGAAUUACGACACGUUUGCCUUAGUGAGUGGCCUGCAUGUUAUAGCUUGAGACGACCUCUUAGGACUACAUAUCAGUGACUCGAGUAUUUAAUGAGGGAAGAUACGACUUUUAAAAAUGAUUGUAUAUGUAACUAAAAGCCCUUCCUUAUGGUGUUAGUCUUUGUAAGGUUGGUGAUAUCUUGGGGCAAGUAAUGAUUACGAAGGACAUUUUUAUUUGUAAAUCCUCAGACAGGAUUUCCAGAGUCACUAUCCAAUAAAUUAUAAGAAUGUGAUUCCUAUUCUCAAAGUAGAUGUUUUACAUGUUACUGAUACAGUUAAAAUGUGAUCAUUUUUCACAUGUGCAAUUGAUCAUAUACUUAAAUUGCACUAAAAUGUAUUUUAGAAAAACUUUUCGUAUAAUGUUAACUUACCUCUUCAUCAUCAAAAUAAUUCUUAACACUGGUCAGGUACCAUCCUAAUCUUACCAUUUUUAAAGAAUCUUAAGAAAGACUCGUAAAUAAUUUAGAUGGGCUCUCAUUUUUCUUUGUUACUACUGAACUUCAGCAUACUAGAAAGAGCCAUAAGUUGUUUAAGAGAACGUCUUGCCAUUCUUGCAUGCAGUAAGACCCUGCCAAUCAAAAAUCAUCACAUCUAUGACUUUCAAACAGAAAAUAUUUUUUGUUGAUUUGUAAAGAGAGUUUAGAUGUCAUAAGAAAAAUAGAAUGUAGUGAAAUUUUAUAUAUUUAUAAAAUCUUUGAAAGGCGUAUUUUUUUAAUUAUCAAAUGGAGCUAUUCAUAAAAUAAAUUGUAUGUAAAGAUGUCAUAAUUUAAAAGAGUAGUUUUAUAAGUCAGGGUCAACAUUCCAUGUAAAUAUUUGACCUUUGUUCGUUCACAGAUAGCCCACGAGUGUUAUAUGUGCACUGUGCACUUGGUAGCAUUAUCCACUGGAUUUCCUUCAGACGCGUCAAAUUUCAUAUUAGAAACAGAGACAAAAACUGCUGUAAUGGUCUUGAUACACACUCUCACUAAAACAAUCAGACCAGAUGUUACUUAACAUGAUCCAGACAGUGAGUUCUAAGUUUAUAAAGUCAAUAGCAAGCCAUCUAGAUUUUUAAAGGAGUGGGGAAGAGGGCUGCCGUACUUUAAAGUUGUAUGGCUGCUCUAAGAAAAUACAACUCUUAGACAGAGAGUUUGGGUAGAAUAGACUCCUCUUUGAACACUAAGAUCUCCUAUAAAUCAAAGCUUCCUGUACAAGGAGUAAUGGGAAACGUGUAAUUAUCUAGGCAAUUGUCUAAAUAAUUUAAUUUAGGCAGUCCAACCAAAUUCUUUACUGUGGGGGUAGAGGGUAGUGUAAUGUGGUGGAAACAGAGUCCUUCUGGCUGUUGGUGGCGAUGGGGUGUUAUUUAAAAAUAUAACUGUCCAGGGGCGCCUGGGUGGCUCAGUCGUUGAGCGUCUGCCUUCAGCUCGGGUCGUGAUCCCAGGGCCCUGGGAUCGAGCCCCACGUUGGGCUCCCUGCUUAGCGGGGAACCUGUUUCUCCCUCUCCCACUCCCCCUGUUUGUGUUCCCUCUCUUGCUGUGUGUCUCUCUCUGUCAAAUAAAUAAAUAAAAAUCUUAAAUAUAUAUAUAUAUAUAUAUAUAACUGUCCAGACCUUUCUCCCUUUUCACACUAGAAUUUUUUGUUUGUUUGUUUUUAAUGAAAAGGGGCACCCUGGCAAUUUGAGAAAUGUUUUAUUAGGUUAAAACUGAGUAAGGCAGUGCCAAGGGCUCGUUGAUAACUGUUGCGGAAGGCCCUGGACUCUUGCGUCUGCACCCAGACCACCUCUAGCAAGGAGACGUGCCCGGCGCUCCUCACUGUACUAGUUUGGCUGGCUCCCAAGACAGUGUCAGCCACUGUUGCAGAGAAGAGGAAUGUUUAUAGUUUUGAGUCCGUAUAUUUAAAAUCUGAGAUCAGGAAAUUCUAUAUUCCCGUGACUACCAAAUUAGAGUCAGUUAAAAAUAAAAAGGUGAAAUUGAAGUAUUUUUUUCCUGUUGCUUUACUUAUAUAGAUGUUCUUAAUAUCUUUAAGGCUGACAUUCCUGGUAUUGUAUAAUGAUUGAAUGUAUCUAAAUUGUAAUAAUUUAAAAUUAACAAACCUGUAAUCUUCAUAGAUUUACGAAACUGUUAUUAAAAGCUGCUUGAAGAUCUGGAUUUCUGUUAUUUUCUUUUUGACUAGUAAGGAUUUCUAAAUAAAUGUAAUGGAAAACCUUU
Molecule: messenger RNA, 5304 nt
Organism: Mirounga angustirostris (Northern elephant seal)
Lineage: Eukaryota; Metazoa; Chordata; Mammalia; Carnivora; Phocidae
Gene: MPP7
Product: MAGUK p55 scaffold protein 7
Exons: 17
Coding region: 289-2517 (742 amino acids)
Biological process (GO): protein localization to adherens junction
Cellular component (GO): plasma membrane; cell-cell junction
Molecular function (GO): protein binding
Source: RefSeq, a predicted model, not a curated record